CAGCGGCGGAAAGGGCGGGGAGGCCGGGGGCGCGGCCCGGGGGCGGGGCGGGCGGGCCGCGGACUCAGAUCCGAAAUUCCCUUUGCUCCGGGUCACCUCCCGGUUCCGGUCGGGCGCGCAGCCUCCGGCCCCGCGUGUCCCCCCAGACCCCCGGUGCCCCCGCCCCCGCGAGUGUGUGUCGCCGGCGGCGCUCCAGGCUGGCGCGGCCCGUGCAGCAGCUCCGCGCGGUUCCUGCCGUGGCUGCCGGGAUGGCCCUCCCGGGAGGUGGCGCAGAGGAGCCUGAGCCCCACAGCGACCGCCUCCUCCAGCUCUGCAACCCGAACAUCGCCACGAUGAAGGAGGACAUCCUCUACCACUUCGGCCUCAGCACCAGCUCGCACGACCUGCCGGCCAUGUUCGGGGACGUGAAGUUCGUGUGUGUGGGGGGCAGCCCCUCCCGGAUGAGUGCCUUCAUCAAGUACGUGGCCUCGGAGCUGGGCCUGGGCCGGCCGGGCGAGGACUACCCCAACAUCUGCGCGGGGACGGACCGCUACGCCAUGUUCAAGGCGGGGCCCGUGCUGUCGCACGGCAUGGGCAUCCCCUCCAUCGCCAUCAUGCUGCACGAGCUGCUCAAGCUGCUGUACCACGCCCGCUGCUCGGGCGUCACCGCCAUCCGCAUCGGCACGUCGGGCGGCAUAGGUCUGGAGCCCGGCUCCGUGGUGAUCACCCGGCAGGCGGUGGACGCCUGCUUCAAGCCCGAGUUCGAGCAGCUGGUGCUGGGGAGGCGGGUGGUCCGCGGCACCGGCCUGGACGCGCGGCUGGUGCGGGAGCUGGCGCAGUGCUCCGCGGACCUGGACGAGUUCCCCACGGUCGUGGGCAACACCAUGUGCACGCUGGACUUCUACGAAGGGCAGGGCCGUCUGGACGGGGCCCUGUGCUCCUACACGGAGCAGGACAAGCAGGAGUACCUGCGGGCGGCCCACGCGGCCGGCGUCCGCAACAUCGAGAUGGAGUCGUCCGUCUUCGCCGCCAUGUGCAGCGCCUGCGGCCUCCCAGCGGCCGUGGUGUGCGUCACCCUCCUCGACCGCCUGCGGGGGGACCAGAUCUGCGCUCCCCACGACGUGCUGGCCGAGUACCAGCAGCGGCCGCAGCGGCUGGUCGGCCACUUCAUCAAGCAGAGCCUGGCGGGGGCUGCCGUCCCUGCCUCCCGGAGACGAUGCCAAUGAGACCGAGGUCCGCUGUCUGCGGCCGCGCGAUGAGGGAGCGGCUGCGCCCCGGGUCCCCUCCUCCGGCUCCAGGGCGCGCGCUCACGCGGAUCGGCCUGAUUUGGGUUUUCUGUACGAACGUUCCCCUGAAAAUGGAAAUGUUUCCGGGGGGAAACUUCAGACUUUUAAACGCUCAUGGUUGUCUG
Messenger RNA from Eptesicus fuscus (big brown bat), 1390 nucleotides. It is a transcript of the gene UPP1, whose product is annotated as uridine phosphorylase 1. Gene Ontology annotation, biological process: nucleotide catabolic process; uridine catabolic process. Lineage: Eukaryota; Metazoa; Chordata; Mammalia; Chiroptera; Vespertilionidae. The record is from RefSeq and is a predicted model, not a curated record. Bases 249 to 1205 code for a protein of 318 amino acids. Gene Ontology annotation, molecular function: uridine phosphorylase activity. Gene Ontology annotation, cellular component: cytoplasm; cytosol. The transcript has 8 exons.